This is a messenger RNA of Camelus dromedarius (Arabian camel), 615 nucleotides long. It is a transcript of the gene ATP6V1G3, whose product is annotated as ATPase H+ transporting V1 subunit G3. Gene Ontology annotation, biological process: proton transmembrane transport. Gene Ontology annotation, cellular component: vacuolar proton-transporting V-type ATPase complex. The transcript is spliced from 3 exons. The annotation marks the transcript as partial. The record is from RefSeq and is a predicted model, not a curated record. NCBI's taxonomy places the organism in Eukaryota, Metazoa, Chordata, Mammalia, Artiodactyla, Camelidae. Gene Ontology annotation, molecular function: proton-transporting ATPase activity, rotational mechanism.
CUUCUGGAUUCCACCCUUGGGCUCUCCUUGGAGCCCCGCUCCCCGACCCGAUCAGGCCACUUGGGAGCCAACAGCUGUGCGGAGUGCUCACUGUUGACACAACAGUGUGAGCUAUGUGGUGAUUUCCAGCCCUUCCCAGAUUCUCAGAAGCCACCUGACUUGGAGCCGGCCACCACGGCCAGCCAGUCCCAGGGGAUCCACCAGCUCCUCCAGGCAGAGAAAAGGGCCAAUGACAAGCUCGAGGAAGCCAAAAGGAGAAAAGCCAAGCGAUUAAGACAGGCCAAGGAGGAAGUGAUGGCAGAGACUGACCAGUACCGGAUGCAGAGAGAUCAGGCAUUCUGGCUGAAACACGCUAAGACGAUGGGCUCCCAGAGCAAUCUCUCCAGAGAGAUAGAAGCACAGACACUGAGGAAUAUAAAAGAGCUGGAUGGGAGCUACAGCAAGUCCAUGGAAAGUGUCAUCAACCAGCUUUUGAGCAUCGUCUGUGACGUGAAACCAGAAAUCCACUCGAACUACAGAGUCACCAACUACACAAGCACUCCGUUGUUCAAUAAACAGUGUCUACAUGCCACCUCAUUGCUAUGGCUCCUGUUUAUAGCAAGAGAUGUGACAUAG